Messenger RNA from Penicillium robsamsonii, 360 nucleotides. RefSeq lists its product as uncharacterized. The transcript is spliced from 2 exons. The record is from RefSeq and is a predicted model, not a curated record. The coding region runs from base 1 to 360 and encodes 119 amino acids. NCBI's taxonomy places the organism in Eukaryota, Fungi, Ascomycota, Eurotiomycetes, Eurotiales, Aspergillaceae.
AUGCUAGUAGAGAAGACAGCAAAAGAUAACCUUGUGCAGCUAGUGCCUCUCAAGCUGCUCGUGGCCAAGCCCUUAACCAUCAAAGCCAUGACAGUUAUCUCAGUUAUCAGGCUCCAUAUAAACCCUGAAAUAAUCGCAUUAAAUGAGCGAAUUAGUUCUUUGACUUUGAAAAUAAAUAAUCGGCCUGAUUUAAACACAUCUUUUGUCAGGGACCGGAUCUCUCUUUACGGAAAGAAGACGAAGAUUCUGCAGAAGCGAACAUCUCAGUUUGUCCAACAAUGGUGGAAUGCAUCCUACGACGAGUAUUUAUCUGGAACUGAGUUCAAAGAAAAGGAUACCACGCCUCUCUUUAAUAUCUAG